Glarea lozoyensis ATCC 20868 is the source of this 831-nucleotide messenger RNA. RefSeq names its product indole-diterpene biosynthesis protein PaxU. Bases 1 to 831 code for a protein of 276 amino acids. Lineage: Eukaryota; Fungi; Ascomycota; Leotiomycetes; Helotiales; Helotiaceae. The transcript has a single exon. The record is from RefSeq and is a predicted model, not a curated record.
AUGUCCCACCCAACCCCCCAAACAGGCCUCGACCAUUUCCAGCGUCUCAACCCAUCAAUCUACUACCACUCACCCCCGCAACCCCGCAAUCCCUCGCGCACUUCCCCUUCUCUAAUCAUCCUCCUAGGCUGGAUGAACGCGCCCCCAAAACACCUCUCCAAAUACGUCUCCGUCUACACAAAACAGCAUCCCUCAGCGCGCAUCGUCGUCGUCACAACCAGCACCUCCGACAUCCUCUUCCGGUCCAAAGCCGCAAACCUCGUGCGUCUGGGCCCGGUGCUAGAGAUGUUGUAUUCCAUCUCGAAUGAGAGCGUGUUGCUUCAUUUGUUUUCCAACGGCGGAGGAUUGACGGCUACUGUGCUCGCGAAGGAGUAUGUGCGAAAGACGGGUCACCCGAUGCCUUUGAUGGCGAUGGUUCUUGAUUCUUCGCCCGGUCGACCGAGUGUGAGGGCUACGCGGAGGGCGUUUGCUGUUGCGCUGCCUAAAAAUCUCGUACUUCAACUCAUCGGGAACUUGUUAUUCACGUUAAUCUUCAUGAUCAUGAAACUAGGCAAUUAUCUUGGGGUGACGGAGAAUGUGAUACAGGGCGUGAGAGAUUGUUUGAAUGAUAGUAGGUAUUUUGGGCUUGAUGUGCCUCGACUGUAUGUGUUUAGUGAGGCGGAUAGGAUGGUUGAGGCGCGGGAUGUGGAGAAUCAUGCUGUUGAGGCAAAGGGAAAGGGGUAUGAGGUUCUGAGGGAGAGAUUUGGGAUGAGUGGACAUGCUGCGCAUAUGAUUGAGGAUCCGGAGAGGUAUUGGGGUGCUGUUGGGAGGUUGUGGGAUUCUGUUAAGUAA